Capsaspora owczarzaki ATCC 30864 is the source of this 1369-nucleotide messenger RNA. RefSeq lists its product as hypothetical. Lineage: Eukaryota; Filasterea; Ministeriida; Capsasporidae. The record is from RefSeq and is a predicted model, not a curated record. The transcript has 2 exons. Gene Ontology annotation, cellular component: membrane. The coding region runs from base 59 to 1369 and encodes 436 amino acids. Gene Ontology annotation, molecular function: phosphatidylinositol bisphosphate binding.
AGUCGUCUUGUUUUGCUCUUUAAUUUUAUUUUUGAUUGUGAGAAGCGGAACAAAGCAAAUGGCAUCCUAUUUGCGAUACUACUUUGGGGGCGGAUCGUCGUCGGCUGAAACACCCGGAUCGUCGGCUGAAACAGCCGCCAGCACCGCGGAUGUCGACGUGGCAUCGUCCGCCACUCAGCAUCAUCAUCACGACGGCGAGGACCAUGACGAGUCGGACCAUGAUCAGAAGCCCGUCCACGAGACGCCCGAGAUUGCCGCUGCCAGCAUCCUGGCGUUCAAGUGCGCGGUUGCUGACGCACGCGCUGCUGAAAUCGCCGCAUUAAGCUCCCGCAAGGCAACCAAGAAGGCAGCCAAGAAGGCAGCCAAGGCCGCAAAGAAGGCCGCCAAGCACCCGUCUGCUGCUUCGUCCGCCAAGACAAGUUCAGUAGCGGGGAAAAUCCCAACUUUGGCGGGCGAUGCAUCAACGCCGGCACUGGACGCCACCAGUGGUGCUGGUGCUGGUGCUGGAGGUGCUGGAGCGAAUGGCCAGAACACGGAGGACGCUGCUGGCUACGCAGAGGAUGCUGCCGCCGCCUCCGACUCUGAGGACGACGACGUGGACGAGCAGGAGGGUGAGAAAGACGAUGCGAAUCAAGAUCCGCACGCAGACGAUCCCUUCCUUCCGCUCCUUGAACACGACCUGGAUUGUCUAAUGUUCUUGAGGGCACGUAAACACAACCCUACGCGGGCGGUGGAGCUUUACAAGGGCUUUGUCGCGUACCGGCGCAAACACAGCUUCCCCGUCCGCGUUGACCGCUCGACCGGCCGCUUUGCAAAAAUCCCGCUGGACGAGCACAUCGAGCGCAAGCUGCGCGAGGAAUUGGUAGUAGUGCUACCGCAUGCUGACAAGGAUGGCCGGACAUUGAUCUACUACCGCCCCCGCAACAACAAUCCGUCCGAGUGGCAACUGUCCCUCAAGGCCAUUUGGUUUGUGCUCGAGCGCAUUGUCGAGCAGGAGCAAGUCCAGAUCUGUGGCAUGACCCUGCUGGGCGAUGGCGAGGGUGCUGGACUGGGCAACUUUAGCCGCGACUUGAUGAAGAAUCUCAUUGGCAGCUUCCAGGGCGCCUUCCCGAUGCGUGUCGGCCGUAUCAUUAUUGCCAACCAAGCUGCCUUCUUCCGAGUGGUCUGGCAACUCAUGUCGCUCUUCAUCAAACCCAAGCUGCUCAGCCGGAUUCUCGUUGUCGGCGGCAAUCACGACGCCGUCCUCGACUUUAUCGAUCACCAUGCGCUGCCCACCUCCGUGAGUGGUGGGCUGAGCACCUUCCAUUGGCACAAAUGGGUGGAUGGCCAUCUUGUAGCUUCCCCGGCCUCACCGCAGCCUUCAGCUUGA